Molecule: messenger RNA, 5218 nt
Organism: Python bivittatus (Burmese python)
Lineage: Eukaryota; Metazoa; Chordata; Lepidosauria; Squamata; Pythonidae
Gene: LRP5
Product: LDL receptor related protein 5
Biological process (GO): nervous system development; canonical Wnt signaling pathway
Molecular function (GO): Wnt receptor activity; Wnt-protein binding
Source: RefSeq, a predicted model, not a curated record
CGGGCAGCUGCUGCUGCAGCACAACAUGGAGGCGGCAGCGCCGCCGCCGCCGCUGCUGUGGCUCCUGUUGCUGCUCGCCACCUCAGUACUUCGGUGCAACUUGGGGUCCGUCGGGGCUUCUCCUCUCUUGCUUUUUGCAAACCGCCGAGAUGUCAGAUUGGUGGAUGCUGGUGGAGUGAAGAUGGAAGCAACAGUUGUGGUCAGUGGCUUAGAAGACGCUGCUGCAGUUGACUUCCUCUACUCACAAAGUGUUAUUUACUGGACAGAUGUGAGUGAAGAAGCCAUCAAACAGACUUAUUUUAACCAAACUGGGAAUCUUGUACAGAAUGUCAUUGUUUCAGGAUUGCUUUCUCCAGAUGGCCUGGCAUGUGACUGGAUUGGGAAAAAAUUGUACUGGACUGACUCAGAAACAAAUAGGAUUGAGGUUGCUAAUCUCAAUGGAACAUCUAGGAAGGUUCUCUUCUGGCAAGAUCUUGACCAGCCAAGAGCAAUUGCCCUGGAUCCAGCUCAUGGGUACAUGUAUUGGACAGACUGGGGUGAAACACCUAGAAUAGAGCGUGCUGGAAUGGACAGCAGUUUUCGGAAAAUAAUCGUGGAUUCUGACAUUUAUUGGCCCAAUGGACUCACUAUAGAUCUCAAUGAACAAAAGCUUUAUUGGGCUGAUGCAAAGUUGAGCUUCAUUCACAGAGCAAAUCUGGACGGCUCUUUCAGGCAAAAAGUUGUGGAAGGUAGUCUCACUCACCCAUUUGCCCUGACGUUGGCUGGGGACACCCUGUAUUGGACGGAUUGGCAGACGCGUUCCAUUCAUGCCUGCAACAAGAAAGCUGGAGAGAAUAAGAGAGAAAUAAUAAAUUCACUUUACUCACCAAUGGACAUCCAGGUUUUGAGCCCUGAAAGACAGCCAUAUUUUCAUACACCCUGUGAGGAUAAUAAUGGUGGUUGUUCGCAUUUGUGCCUGUUGUCCCCAAAGGAACCCUUUUACAGUUGCAACUGUCCCACUGGAGUCCAACUUCAAGAAGAUGGAAAAACCUGCAAAGCAGGUGCUGAGGAAGUCCUCUUGCUUGCUAGAAGAACAGAUCUAAGAAGAAUUUCCCUGGACAUGCCAGACUUCACAGAUGUUAUUCUGCAAAUAGACAAUAUUAGGCAUGCUAUUGCAAUUGACUAUGACCCUGUUGAGGGCUACAUAUACUGGACAGAUGAUGAUGUCAGAGCUAUUCGCCGGGCAUUUCUUGAUGGAUCUGGAGCCCAGACUCUAGUAACAACAGAGAUAAAUCAUCCUGAUGGUAUAGCAGUAGAUUGGGUGGGUAGGAAUUUGUAUUGGACUGAUACUGGCACAGAUCGGAUUGAAGUUACACGUUUGAAUGGGACAUCAAGAAAGAUCCUUAUAUCAGAAAACUUAGAUGAACCUAGAGCGAUUGUGCUCAAUCCUGUGAUGGGUUAUAUGUAUUGGACAGACUGGGGUGAAAACCCGAAAAUUGAAUGUGCUUAUCUGGAUGGGUCUGAAAGGAAAGUCCUUGUGAAUACUUCUCUAGGAUGGCCUAAUGGUUUGGCAUUGGAUCUUGAGGAAGAGAAACUUUAUUGGGGAGAUGCAAAGACUGACAAAAUUGAGGUAAUAAGCCUUGAUGGAACCAUGAGAAAAACGCUCAUAGAAGAUAAACUUCCUCAUAUAUUUGGAUUUACUUUACUUGGUGACUACAUCUACUGGACAGAUUGGCAGAGACGAAGUAUUGAAAGGGUUCACAAGAGGUGGGCGAGUCGGGACAUUAUCAUUGAUCAGUUGCCAGACUUGAUGGGUCUUAAAGCAGCAAGUGUCACCAGAGCAGUUGGGACAAAUCCGUGUGCUGAGAAUAAUGGCGGCUGCAGCCACCUAUGCUUCUUCACACCCCAGGAGUGCAGAUGCGCCUGUCCGAUUGGACUGGAGUUACUUAGUGAUAUGAAAACCUGCAUCAUCCCAGAAGCUUUCCUUGUCUUCACCAGCAGGGCAGCCGUUCAUAGGAUUUCUCUUGAAACCAACAACAAUGAUGUUGCCAUUCCUCUUACUGGAGUCAAAGAAGCUUCUGCACUAGAUUUUGAUGUAUCUGACAACAGAAUCUACUGGACAGAUAUUAGCUUAAAGACAAUAAGCCGAGCUUUCAUGAAUGGAAGUGCAGUUGAACAUGUGAUUGAGUUUGGAUUAGAUUACCCUGAAGGGAUGGCUGUAGACUGGAUGGGGAAAAAUCUAUAUUGGGCAGAUACUGGAACCAAUAGAAUUGAAGUGGCACGGUUGGAUGGGCUGUUCCGGCAAGUUCUUGUUUGGAAAGAUUUGGACAACCCAAGGUCAUUGGCUCUUGACCCAUCAAAAGGAUAUAUGUACUGGACAGAGUGGGGAGGCAAACCCAAAAUAGUUCGAGCAUAUAUGGAUGGAACAAACAGUAUCAUGCUGGUGGAUAAGGUGGGACGUGCCAACGAUCUUACAAUUGAUUAUGAGGAUCAAAGACUUUAUUGGACUGACCUGGACACAAGCAUGAUUGAGUCAUCCAAUAUGCUAGGGCAAGAGAGGGAAAUAAUAGCAGAUGAUCUACCUCACCCCUUUGGACUAACUCAGUACAGUGACUUCAUCUACUGGACAGAUUGGAACCUUCACAGUAUAGAAAGAGCUGAUAAAACAAAUGGGAGGAAUCGAACACUUAUUCAGAGUCGUCUAGACUUUGUGAUGGAUAUAUUAGUUUUCCAUUCAUCACGACAAGAUGGCUUCAACGAGUGUGUGCAAAAUAAUGGGCACUGUGGGCAGUUGUGCCUGGCCAUACCCAAUGGAUAUAGAUGUGGCUGUGCAUCGCACUACACCUUGGAUCCCAAGACCUGGAACUGCAGUUCACCCAGUAGCUUCUUACUGUUUAGUCAGAAGUCUGCGAUAAGUCGGAUGAUACCAGAUGACCAGCAGAGUCCAGACAUCAUUCUUCCCAUCCAUGGCCUAAGAAAUGUUAAAGCCAUUGAUUAUGAUCCACUUGAUGCAUUGAUCUACUGGGUAGAUGGACGUCAAAAUAUUAUUAAAAGAGCAAAAGAUGAUGGCAGUCAGCCUUUCGCAGUCACGAGUAUUCCCAACCAAAGCCAAAAUCCAGAAAAGCAGCCACAUGACCUGAGCAUUGAUAUUUUCAGCCAUUCUUUGUACUGGACCUGUGAAGCUACAAAUACAAUUAAUGUCCACAGACUUAAUGGGGAGCAAAUUGGCGUUGUUCUACGGGGAGACUAUGACAAGCCCAGGGCCAUAGUUGUAAAUGCAGAACGAGGGUAUAUGUAUUUCACUAAUAUGCAAGAGCGAGCCCCGAAGAUCGAGCGUGCAGCGUUGGAUGGUACAGAACGGGAAGUCCUCUUCACCACUGGCUUGCUUCGACCUGUUGCACUAGUGAUUGACAAUAAGCUUGGGAAACUUUUUUGGGUGGAUGCCGAUCUCAAACGGAUUGAAAGCUGUGACUUAUCAGGGGCUAACCGUGUCACAUUACAAGAUUCCAACAUUCUCCAGCCAAUGGGUUUGACAGUUCUGGGAAAUCAUCUUUACUGGAUUGAUCGGCAGCAGCAGAUGAUAGAAAGAGUUGAGAAAACCAAUGGAUAUAAGAGGACCAGAAUACAAGGUCGAAUUGCUCACCUAACUGGUAUACAUGCCGUUGAAGAUAUUGAUAUGGAGGAAUUCUCAACCCAUCCGUGUUCCCGAGAUAAUGGUAAAUGUUCACACCUCUGUAUAGCAAAAGGAGAUGGAACUCCAAGGUGUUCCUGCCCUGUUCAUUUGGUACUUCUGCAGGACCUCUUAACAUGUGGAGAGCCACCAACCUGUUCCCCAGAUCAGUUCACAUGUGCAACUGGUGAGAUCGAUUGCAUUCCCAUGGCGUGGCAUUGUGAUGGUUUUUCAGAAUGCGACGAUCAGAGUGAUGAGGAGAGCUGCCCCAUCUGUUCAGCAACCCAGUUUCAAUGUGAGAAGGGGCAGUGCAUUGACGCACAUUUGAGAUGUAAUGGAGAAGUUGAUUGCCAAGAUAAAUCUGAUGAAUCUGACUGUGAAACAAUUUGUCUCCAGAAUCAGUUUCAGUGUGCCAGUGGCCAGUGUAUUCUGAAGAAGCAGCAAUGUGAUUCCUUUCCAGACUGCAUUGAUGGUUCUGAUGAACUUUCUUGUGGUAAGGGACUUCUUACUGAAAAAAUUAAAUCCCCGGAUGAGUCUGGACCCCACAGUAAUGCUAUUGGGCCUGUCAUUGGAAUUAUUCUUACUCUUUUUGUCAUGGGAGGCAUGUAUUUUGUUUGCCAGCGUGUGGUUUGCCAGCGUUACGCUGGGCCUAAUGGACCUUUCCCACAUGAAUAUGUCAGCGGGACCCCUCAUGUCCCCUUAAAUUUCAUUGCUCCAGGGAGUUCUCAGCAUGGGACCUUUACAGGCAUCUCUUGUGGAAAAUCUAUGAUUAGCUCCAUGAGCCUAAUGGGUGGAAGUAGUGGUGCCCCUCUUUAUGACAGAAACCAUGUCACCGGAGCUUCCUCUAGUAGUUCAUCCAGUACAAAAGCCACAUUUUAUCCACAGAUUUUGAAUCCACCACCUUCACCAGCUACAGAUCGCUCCCUCUAUAACACAGAAAUAUUUUAUUCUUCAAACAUUCCAUCAACCACAAGGUCUUACAGGCCUUAUCUUAUCAGAGGGAUUGCUCCACCAACUACCCCCUGCAGCACAGAUGUAUGUGAUAGUGACUAUACUACAAGCCGGUGGAAAGCCAACAAAUACUACAUCGACUUAAAUUCAGACUCAGAUCCUUAUCCUCCUCCACCUACUCCUCGCAGCCAGUAUAUGUCAGCAGAGGAGAGCUGCCCACCCUCUCCAGCUACCGAGCGAAGCUACUUCCACCUCUAUCCCCCACCUCCAUCUCCUUGUACAGACUCUUCAUGAUUUUAACAGAAGGGACUUUUUUUUUGUAAAUAUGUUUUUAAAUAUGAACAAAGAUUUUAAAUAUAUAUAUUUUAUGAUCUAAAAUGGGGUGGGAACUUAUAAAAAUGUGAAUAAAAAUGGGUGGGCCUGGGCUGUGAAAAUUGUACAGCAAAGUGAUAUUUAUGUUGAUUUUUUUAAUUUAAUAUCCAUUCUUUUGUGCCAUAUUUUGCCUUUGCAUUGAAGUCACAACAUUUAAAUUGACCUCCAAAGGAGGUGGGAAGCAGGAAAUAUAUGCUUGAAGCAUUUUGAAAUCAUCAUUUGAUUCAAUAAAGGGGAAUGUGCCAA